This is a messenger RNA of Colletotrichum higginsianum IMI 349063, 726 nucleotides long. Its product is annotated as Mitochondrial ribosomal protein subunit protein. The transcript has a single exon. Gene Ontology annotation, biological process: maturation of SSU-rRNA from tricistronic rRNA transcript (SSU-rRNA, 5.8S rRNA, LSU-rRNA); ribosomal small subunit assembly; translation. NCBI's taxonomy places the organism in Eukaryota, Fungi, Ascomycota, Sordariomycetes, Glomerellales, Glomerellaceae. The record is from RefSeq and is a predicted model, not a curated record. Gene Ontology annotation, molecular function: structural constituent of ribosome; mRNA 5'-UTR binding; small ribosomal subunit rRNA binding. Gene Ontology annotation, cellular component: mitochondrial small ribosomal subunit; ribosome. The coding region runs from base 1 to 726 and encodes 241 amino acids.
AUGAGCUCCGCUCCGACGACCCGCCUUCUGGCGAGAUCCCUCUUCCAAAAUGUCGCUCGCCCAUCACCGAUAGCCCGAUGCUCUCCUGCCCUCCUCCGAUCCUUCUCCCAGACGCCGCGCGCCGAUGAGGCCAAGAAAGGAGGCCAGGAGCUGCUCGCUGCCAUGUAUGGUUCGCGCGCGCCGGCGACACUAGGGAGAUCUUCGGCCCCGAGCACGACCAGCACGUCCAGCACGCCCAGCACGCCUGACCCGUCCCAGAGUCUGCUGCUCGAUACCCUGAACAAGGCCUCUGGCAAUGCGUCCAACCCCCUCGGCUCAGGACUCGACGACCUCGUUCCUGAUCAGGAGGACCUCUUGGAGCCGUACCACAUGCACGUCUACUCCCACAAGCACAACACGCACGUCACUGUGACGAAACCCGACCGCGGCGCCAUCAUCUCUCUGUCGACCGGCAACAUCGGCUUCAAGAAGUCGAGGAGAAAGGGCUAUGAUGCCGCCUAUCAAUUGACGGCAUACGUCCUCGAGAAGCUGAACUACGCCGGAUGGCACAAGAAGGUCAACAAGCUUGAGCUCGUGCUGAGAGGGUUCGGCGUCGGACGCGAUGCGGCAGUCAAGGUCCUCAUGGCUCCCGAGGGCAAAUUCUGGAGAAACAAGAUCGUACGGGUGUCCGACUCUACGAGAUUGAAGUUUGGUGGAACGAGGAGCAAGAACCCUAGGCGUGUCUAG